AUGAUACAAACAGUGCCCUUUAGUUCUUCAUCUUUAAGAAGUUUUCUUGAAAUUAAUGGCGCUAUUAAUCGUUCAAGAAGUGGUUUGAAUCCCAGAAUUCAUUGUUCUUCAAGAAGCAAUGUUUAUAUACCAAAGCUGGAGCCAUUCAGCAGAAGCAAAAUUGAUAGAGCUGUUAAAGAACCCCCUUUGAUUCAAAAAUCAGAAACCCAAGUCGCAGAUUACUGUUCAACGCUUGAAGGGGAUGAUUCUUAUAGCUGCUGGAGGGCCUACUUUGAGCUCAAAGAACUUGAAGAAGAGGCCCCAAAGGAGGAGUUAGAGAGACUAAUUAUUGAAGCUGGUGGUGUAAAAUCACUGGUUGGAUGUGUACAUGGAAUUGCAGCAAUACACAAAGCGAAGAAGGAAUGCAAGGAGUCAAUGAAGAACUUGUCUGCAGAGAAUACAAGCCCCGUUCCUUGUCCGAUUCCAGACGGGUUGCCCAAGACGUUUGAAGAGCUCGAGGAAGAGGAGAAAGCCAGAAUGCCGGAUUCGCCUUUCACAAGAUUGCUUAGAGCCAGAGGACGAUCCCCAGCUUGGUAUUCACCGGCGCCUGAUCACGAGACAGACUGA
This is a messenger RNA of Fraxinus pennsylvanica, 606 nucleotides long. Lineage: Eukaryota; Viridiplantae; Streptophyta; Magnoliopsida; Lamiales; Oleaceae. The record is from the annotation of a GenBank genome assembly.